Notolabrus celidotus (New Zealand spotty) is the source of this 1802-nucleotide messenger RNA. It is a transcript of the gene tfpia, whose product is annotated as tissue factor pathway inhibitor a. Lineage: Eukaryota; Metazoa; Chordata; Actinopteri; Labriformes; Labridae. Gene Ontology annotation, cellular component: extracellular region. The transcript is spliced from 8 exons. The record is from RefSeq and is a predicted model, not a curated record. The coding region runs from base 65 to 982 and encodes 305 amino acids. Gene Ontology annotation, molecular function: serine-type endopeptidase inhibitor activity. Gene Ontology annotation, biological process: negative regulation of peptidase activity.
CCCUCUAAACUUUACACACAACGCGGAUCAGCCCCCUGUGAGCAGCAGCAGCAGCAGCAGCAGAAUGGCUCUCUCUAACAAGUGGUGGAUUUUGUGCGCCGUCUCGCUCUCCUGUGUCGCCAGUUUUGGAUCAUGCAGGACACAUGUGGAAGAUGGAGCACCAGCCGAGCUCCAUAUCUUCAACGAACUGUGCGCCAUGAAGGAUGAGCCGGGGCCCUGCAAGGCCAUCAAGGAAAGGUUCUUCUUUAAUGUUGACACAGGGCACUGCGAGCUGUUUGAAUAUGGAGGCUGUGGAGGAAACGCCAACAAUUUUGAAACCCUGGAAGCUUGUGAGGAGUCGUGUGUUGUCUCAGAUGACAAGAAUCCAUGUCACCUACCCGAAGCUCCUGGUCCCUGUCGAGGGCUGGCGACACGCUACCUCUUUGACACAAAGACUCAGAUGUGCAAAACCUUCUUUUAUGGUGGCUGCUUUGGGAAUGCAAACAACUUCCGCAGCAUGGCGGAAUGUCAGGCAAAGUGCCAGAACCCGGUAAAAACCACCAAGGCCCCAGAAGUCCAAUCACACUCCGCCCGAAGAGCCUUUGAGGUGCAGCCAACCAUAGUAGCUGGGGAGAUGCUUGCAAGUGAACCUCAGGUCCAAUUGAGUGACGCCAAACAAGAGAUACAAGUGGAGAUGCUUGCAAAUGAACCUCAGGUGCAAAUGAAUGGCACAAAACAAGAGAUAAAAGACUUAAAGCCCACAGAUCCAUGCUCCAGGCCUUUGGAGAGAGGAAACUGUGACAGUCCAGAGAAGAGGUUUGGAUACAACCCUGAUACCAGGCGGUGUCACAUGUUUCGCUACAGCGGCUGUGGUGGGAACGAGAACAACUUCAGGAGUCGGAGAGAAUGCAGUGUCAAGUGUGCUCGACGCAGAAAGACUCAUGGGAGGAAGAUGAUCAGGAUAAGGAAGAAGAACCUGGACAUUAUUCAACGCUCAGUCUGAACACUGCAUUAACGUGGAGCCACAUGUAUUUAUGUCCAUACUUUGUUUCUAGCUUUCCUUAAAUCUAUUGUUUGUAAUGCUGUGUGUGUAUAAAAUCAUUUGCGGUGAAGGUGUGUUUGGUUUUUAAGACUAAAUGCAUAUAUCUGUUAUUAGCCAAUUAUAUCAGUAUCUAAAUGACAAAAAACACAAUGUUAGGCUGAUGAAAAAUGUCUCUACAAUGAUGCUCUGUGUUUCCUUGCACUUGUAUAAUAAGCGUCUUUUUGUUCUCUGUUUUGAGCUCAUGAUUUUAUGAACAAACCAAUGUUAUUUCUAUGUGAAGAACACCAAAGUCGCAGUAAAGAUUUUCAUUGAAUAAUGAAAUGAAUGCUCCUCCAGGUUAUUUGUUAUGUACAUACAGUCGCUGAUGAUUUUCUGAUGUAGCUCCACAUUUAUUAAUCAGUGUAAGCCCAGCAUUAGAAGAUUAAAUAGACCAUCUCUACCCCAGGAUCAAUGACAACAAUGUACAGGGUCCUAUCGUAAACACAUUAAUCAGGGUGACCCUGUCCUCACAUCCAUAAAUCAAUGUUUACAAGGCACUGACUGCUUUAUUUCUGUCAGAUUAAACCAAAAGGACUUCUACCCUUUUUAAUCAAUGUUAUGCAGUUUCAUAAAUCACUAUUGCAGUUCUGUUGGUGCUGUUAGUGAGGAGGGACACAAGGAGGCAGUGUUGUGUAAAGUAAGAGUUUGUGGGCACAGUGGUUUGCUUUACUUUCUUGUUGUAUAACUAUGACUGUAAUGUAUUGGACUGUAGAGUUUAUAGAUUAAAGUUCUACAAUAUGAA